Molecule: messenger RNA, 1701 nt
Organism: Topomyia yanbarensis
Lineage: Eukaryota; Metazoa; Arthropoda; Insecta; Diptera; Culicidae
Gene: Pabp2
Product: polyadenylate-binding protein 2
Exons: 5
Coding region: 185-847 (220 amino acids)
Molecular function (GO): RNA binding
Source: RefSeq, a predicted model, not a curated record
CCAUGUUCGAUGAAAGCUUGCAAACUAUUCUAGCGAAAAGCUGUGUUUUUGGGCUCCGUCGUCAAAAAGAAUAUUUCUGCAUUCAGAAUCAUUUAAAUCGUUUAUAUAAAUAGUAAUUCUGUUCCUUAGUGCCGGUUUUACUAGUGUUUAGCAAAAGAUAGAAGCUGACAGCGGAAAAAUCGAGAUGACUGAUGAAAGUUUACUGAACGAUUCCAAUCUUGGAAUUCUUGGCUCAAAUGACGACGACUCAGAGCUAAUCGUUGAGGAUGAUUAUCUCAAAGGUGCUGAAAUGCAAAUAGAUCCCGAAUUGGAAGCUAUCAAGGCCCGCGUGAAAGAAAUGGAAGAGGAAGCAGAAAAACUUAAACAACUUCAGUCAGAAGUUACCAAGCAGAUGACACUAGGGUCCCCCACCGGAGUUGCACCAAUUCUGACUGCUGAAGAAAAGGCAGAAAUUGAUAACCGUUCAAUAUACGUUGGAAAUGUCGAUUAUGGGGCCACAGCGGAGGAACUAGAGGCUCAUUUUCAUGGCUGUGGGACAAUUAAUCGGGUUACGAUUCUAUGUAACAAAGUCGAUGGACAUCCAAAAGGCUUCGCGUACAUCGAAUUUGGCUCGAAAGAGUUUGUAGAGACUGCGCUGGCGAUGAAUGAAACGCUUUUCCGUGGGCGACAGAUAAAGGUCAACCCUAAGCGUACGAAUCGUCCUGGGAUGUGUGUCACUAACCGGUUUCCCCGUGGUUUACGAGGACGAACCUCUAGGAUCUCGCGAGCAUGCUGCUACGGAGGUCACCGAGGAACUCGACGGCCAGCCCGUGGAUACCGAGGAAGAGCCUUCUACGCGCCGUACUAGGAAUCAGUUGUGUCUCAACCCGGAUGAUAAGCUCGACCGUUUUUAAAACAAGAUUUACUUGUUUUUUUAAAGUUCAAUUGUAGCCGAUAAGACUACAAAUUAUUCGUGGUAUUAUGAUUAUUUCAAAAAAAUGUCAAUAUAAAAUCAUUUCAAAAAACAUUAUUUGUCUUCAAAUGAUCUAUUAUUAAGAACCACUACGCCGCUUAUUUGCAAAAUAUUGUGAAUGCUGAAUUUCCCAGAAAACCGAUCGCAAAAGCCAUUGUCAUUGGCAUAAAUAAUGUUUUUUGAACCCGUUCAAAAAAGGAAAAACAAAUAUUUAUUGCCACAACUUAAAAAAGAUACACACAAAAAAGCCACCAGCAAAAGAUGCGGAUCAAAAAAAAAAAAUAAAAAUAAAAAAUAGGCGGCACAAAAAGAUGGCAAAAACUAAAAAAAUAAGCGCGUAAAAAAUGGGAAAAAUAUGCGAUCCGCCACUUUCGCUGUAUGAGAAGAUGAAUGAAGACAUGUUUUUUGAAAAAAGAGUAAUGAAACAUCUGGAGAAAAGAGGACACGGAGAGCCCACCACGAAAAAAGGAGCAACUAUAAAAAAAUAUUUGAAGAAGAAAUACAAAAAAACGAAGAAAGUUUUAAUCAUGAAAGAUAAAAUAAUAAGAAUCCAAACUUAUAUUGAAGAGAAAAAAUGAGUUCAAUAUUGUAUUGUAGCGAUGUAUCACUACCAAUGCCAAUAAAACUAAACUUACGCUAGCACUAGCAGCACAUCGUAUCGUCAUCAUCUUUUUCAAUUAAUAUCACGUUCACGUGGAAACGUCAUUCGAUCUAGUUCAACUACCAUCUGAACGAUUUGUGCAUUCUAA